Cephus cinctus (wheat stem sawfly) is the source of this 2055-nucleotide messenger RNA. Its product is annotated as retinol dehydrogenase 12. The transcript has 8 exons. NCBI's taxonomy places the organism in Eukaryota, Metazoa, Arthropoda, Insecta, Hymenoptera, Cephidae. The record is from RefSeq and is a predicted model, not a curated record. Bases 798 to 1841 code for a protein of 347 amino acids.
AAGGAAGUUUAUAUAUUUAAUUUAAUAAAAUUUUCUGAUAUGCUUGUAUAUUAGUCAAUGAUGAUCAUUAUAUGGCUAAAUCAAAUGUUUGUAAAUAUUAUAAUAUUGUUCUAUACAUUUAUUAAUUUAAAUAGUUAUACGUCUGAAAAUUAAAACGUUUAAAAAAGCUUUAAGUAUUAAGACAUAUACACCAUAUCAACAUUAGAAAUAUUAUUUUUAUUAUAUCCUAUUUAUCGAUCAAUGCAGUCUUGAGUAUGCCAAAGGUAGAAUCAGGUAGAAUUAAAAUGUUUGCCAGUAUGGGUUUAGUUCCUCCUACCAAUGGGGCAUAUAAAGAGGCACUGGUUUUUCGGGUUUGAGAAUGUGAGAAAUGAUUACUGGAAAUAGCAUUAGGUCAAGAGACAAUUGACAUUAACCAAAGACAACUGAAUAACCAUACACAGACGCAAAUCUCAUAAGAGACACAGAGAAGCUAGAGGCUGAAGUUGAUUUAAGCAUUUGGUAAAAGGCGUACAAGGUAACCAAUACUGGUGGGGAUUUAGAAGUACCAGUGGAAGAUAAUUCUAAAUCUGACGUAAUCUACAGCACCGAGGAAUUUUGUGUUUGACAGUUAGUUGUCACAGAAGGUAUGCUGGAACCAGUAUAAAAGUUUUGGAGGCAUAAAUCUACACACUUCGCCACACUUCCGGCACAGAUGGACACAGCUAUUUAAAAUUGAGAGCUUCGAUGGAUUGUUAUUGAGAAACUAUACAAUAUUUUUGUGAGAGAUUUGUCUUAAAUAAAAAAAAGUACUGUGAACGAUGCUAUUCCAUACAUCAUGCAAGAGUAAAGAGCGGCUUGUUGGUAAAACUGUCAUCAUCACCGGAGCAAACACCGGUAUCGGUAAGGAAACUGCGAGGGAUUUAUAUAGAAGAGGCGCUCGAGUAAUUCUUGCGUGUCGAGAUGUUCAGAAAGCAGACGCGACUGCUAAAGAAGUAAAAUCAAAUCCGCCGUCGCAACCAAACAAGGAACAGUUCCAGGGUGAACCAGGGGAAGUUCUAGUCUACCAGCUGGACCUCUGCAGUUUAGCUAGCGUGAGAAACUGUGCAAAAGAUAUUUACAAAAAAGAAUCAGCCGUGAAUAUUCUGAUCAACAAUGCCGGCAUGGUCAUAGAAUCCUUCGGAAAAACCGAAGAUGGUUUCGAAACUCAACUACAGACCAAUUAUCUUGGACAUUUUCUGUUCACGCUUCUAUUAUUGCCAAAGAUUCGAGCUUCUGGUCCAGGCUGUCGAAUCAUCAAUGUAUCGUCUCUGGCCCAUCAUUAUGGGGAUAUUCAUUUUGAUGAUUUAAAUUUGGAAAAUUCGUAUACGAUGAAAGAAGCUUACUGUCAAUCCAAACUGGCUAAUGUUUUGUUCACCGUAGAAUUGACCAGACGUUUAAAAGAGGCCAACAUUGAUGGUAUCACAACGUACUCCGUUCAUCCUGGUAUGGUAAAAACUGACAUAUCGAGAAAUAUACAUUCAUACCUACUUCGCAUUAUGCAAGUAGUGUUGACUCCUUUUGCGCCACUGUUUGUAAAAACGUCCGAGCAGGGUGCGCAAACCACGAUCUACUGUGCAGUCGCUCAAGAGUGUAGUAAAGAGAGCGGACUUUAUUACAAGGACUGCGCGGUAGCAAACUUGACAAAUAAAGUUAAUGACACAGAGUUGAUUGCCAAGUUGUGGAAUGAAACCAUGAAGAUGGUGCGUUUAGAACAAGAAAACAAUCUCGAAGAAUUACUCAAGAAAAUUGAGAAGAAUGUUUUACAGUCCGUAGAUGAUACAUUAAAAAAUUCUGAAAAAGUCAUUCCACCGUCAAAUAUCUAAUUUCCGUUAAAGAAGCAGAAGUUAUUAAUAUUGAUAUCAAUACAGUGAUGAAAUACUUUAAAUUACAGUGAACGCACGUCCGAUAUCAAAAAAUUGUAUCAUAAAUGAAACAUACUUUACGUACAGUUGUAAUUGUGACAGUAUUAUUUUGCUUUCAAUGAAUAUUCUGUAUUCCUUGCAAAACUUGUACUUAAUCAAUAAAACUAGAGAUAUA